Molecule: messenger RNA, 979 nt
Organism: Nicotiana attenuata
Lineage: Eukaryota; Viridiplantae; Streptophyta; Magnoliopsida; Solanales; Solanaceae
Exons: 2
Coding region: 122-754 (210 amino acids)
Biological process (GO): lipid storage
Cellular component (GO): monolayer-surrounded lipid storage body; membrane
Source: RefSeq, a predicted model, not a curated record
CACGUGUCCUGUUUCAAAUCCUUUUGCUAUUGAGAGCAUCAUAUAUUACUUACCUUCCGUCGAAGUAUUGGUGCCACUGCAAUCAACAAGAAUCGAGAACUAUAAUAAAACAAGAAAGAGUAUGGCUGAAAACGGGCAAAUGAUUGAUACUGUAAAUCCCCAGCAAGUGAGCAGAAGGACGGUGAUUCUGGCAACACUGGCUGGAAUAGCAGUAGAAGGCCCACUUUUGGGGAUGAUGGGUUUCAGCUUUGUGACUUCUUUGAUAAUUCUCGUCGUAACUUCUCCGCUGCUCUUGAUAGUUAGCCCUCUGUUGUUUGGUGCUGCUUGUAUUUUCGCAUUCGCCAUCGCAGGCUUUGGGGUGGCUGGGACUAUGGCUUUUGCAGGAUUAUCUUCGUUUGUUCUGGUCUAUCGUUCACUAAUUAAAGGCGGAAGGAAAACGGGUGUAGACUAUAGCGAUACUGAUGUGCCGGUGGUUACUGUGGAUAAAAUGAUUCAGCCGGACGAGACUGUAGAGAAGGAGCAGCAGCAGCUGGACACUGAAGUGGCAGGUAAUGUGGAGAGAAUUGAGGCAGAUGAAGCUGUAAAGGAGCAGCAAGAGGACACAUCAGUGCCAGUUACUAGAAUUGUUGAGUUGUUUGAGUCUUUGAAGGAGCAUCCCCAUGACACUGUUGUGGAGGAGCAUCACCACGAUCAAGAUAUGCCGGCAAGCCCUGGCUAUUUGCACCAAAAUGUGCAGCGCGAGAUACCACUAUAGAGAUAUGUAGUCAGGAGAGAAUAGUCUUCUCUUUAAUUAUAUGUUUUAUACCCUGCACACGUUCAUUUUUGGAGAGUGCUUUUCCUCUUUACUUCUACUUAUUUUGGUCUCUGUAGUAUGUACAUAUAAGUGUGGGUUGUAGCCUUUUUUUUUUUUUUUUUUAGUUGGCUGUAUGGUGCUGUUUUUCAUCCAGCUAAAAGUGCAUGGCUUUUUAUUUUGUUCCAA